Molecule: messenger RNA, 783 nt
Organism: Sabethes cyaneus
Lineage: Eukaryota; Metazoa; Arthropoda; Insecta; Diptera; Culicidae
Exons: 5
Coding region: 1-783 (260 amino acids)
Source: RefSeq, a predicted model, not a curated record
AUGAUCGCAGCUGAAUGCGAGCAGAAGCAGCUGAGGGCUAGAGCUGAGACUACUGAAACUGCACUAAGCGAAGCUAUGAAGAAGACUUCCGAAGCACAGGAGACGCCUAGAGCACCUCCUGAUCUGAAUUUACGUUCGGAUAAAAGGAAUAGAGAAACGCCUGGGGAAAAAGACGAGCAAAAGAAGACCAGGAAUAACGAAGAAGACGAUCCGAGCCGUAGCAAAAGCAGUUAUUGGCGCACUGUUGUAAGUCAGAAGGACAAACAGCAGCGAAAAGAAGAAAAGAGCGGUCGCAAAAGUCCGAAAAGCUCCGGAGUUGAAGGAACUCGAAGAGAAAGGGGGACCUGGACGCGAUCACAACAGAACAAGUGCGUUGAAGGUACAGUGCGAAUUGAGCGACGUACCAAUGGUAAUCCGGCUGAGGGAGGCCUGUGGCGGAACGCAGACGGCGACGAUUCGUCUCUCAGCGGCAGCAGCCCCCAAGCUGUCCCUUGUUCCAGUAUCCUUUGUCCCAAUGUCCCUUAUCCUGAACAGCAACAACAGCAACCGGAGCAGGGAGGCGGUCCAGUGAAGAUGCAGCGUUCUAGAGUCGUCGCUCUGAGCUGCGUAUGCGAGCGAACAAGCAUGUUUGCAUCUCAGUCUCGAAGCUUCCAACUGUCGUGUCGUGUUUCCGUUUGCGCUAUCAUGGAUGGAUUCGGAGUCGGACGCUUGAAGCGUAAACUAGCUUCAUCAGCACAGCAGCAGCACAGUCAGCAGCAGCAGCAACAGCAUAGGUGCCAGUAG